Molecule: messenger RNA, 1274 nt
Organism: Arabidopsis lyrata subsp. lyrata
Lineage: Eukaryota; Viridiplantae; Streptophyta; Magnoliopsida; Brassicales; Brassicaceae
Product: histone deacetylase 5
Exons: 5
Coding region: 273-1028 (251 amino acids)
Source: RefSeq, a predicted model, not a curated record
UAUAUAUAAACCUUUUAAAGAUUAUAUCGGGCGGCUAUAAAAGAUUGAAUUUUCGCUAUGUCUGAAAAUUUCCGAGAGAAAAGUUCUUAUUCUCCGGAAUGGUAAUGUGAAGAGUUCUGGUCAAACCUAUUAAAAAAAGAGAGAAUGGAAAACAAAUAUAAAUAGAAAAUGAAAAGUAAAAAUACUUUGAAGCUUCAGAAGCAAAAGAUUGGACAUUUUCACUUUUUUUCUCCCUGCUCGUCGAACGAUAGACUCUCUCUCAUCUCCCGGAUAUGGCCAUGGCCGGCAAAAAAUAUGGAGACUGUGACGAUAAAGUCGCCGGGAAAAGCCAGCAAGUAGAUAGCGCUUCUACAUCAUGGAGAGCUGAUCUCGCAAAGGUUGACGUUUGGUACGCCUCUUAUGGAUCCAACAUGUGGAAACCGAGGUUUCUUUGCUAUAUUCAUGGGGGACAAGCCGAGGGAAUGAUAAAGUCAUGUGUCGGUUCAAGGGAUAAAAGUCCACCCAAGGAAAUAGUGUGGAAAACAUUUCGACAUAGAUUGUUCUUUGGCCGUGAAUCUUCAUUUUUUUGGGGUGUAGGGGGAGUUGCUUACACCAAUCCCCUUACUAAUCUCAAAGAUCAAACUCACAUGUGUUUGUACAGAAUCACGCUUGAGCAAUUCAACGACGUUCUGUUUCAAGAAAAUUGGUUGAAUGUAGAUUCAGAUUCUCCGCUCUUUGAUCUAGCUGCUCUGCAGUUAGUAGAGAACCAAGGAUCCAUUUCACUUGUACCUGCUUCGGUUAGUCAGCUGAUAACAAAUGAUAGUUUGUAUGGGAAUGUUGUCUGCUUGGAGAAAGAACGCAACAUUCCUAUACUUACAUUGACUUGCACGCUUUCUGCUAUUGAGAAAUUCAAAUCCGGUGAGAUCCCCCUAAGACCUCCUCCAAAAGCCUAUGCCAACACUUUAAUAAGGGGCCUUGUGGAUGGAGGAAGAUUCUCUGAAGAAGAAGCUAAGGCUUACAUAGACAAUGCUGCGUCUAAACCUCUCUAGUGUGUAUUAUUAACCAAGAAACCGCCCUUUUGAUCACCAUUUGGGUUUCUGAGUUAUUCAAUUAGGAUUAAAACCACAUUGUGAGACUUUCGAGUUUGUCUUUUGAAAGAGAGCAUGUGUUUGCUCCCUCUGGCUCUGUAUGUAUUUUAGUUAUCUUCGGUUUUAGGCUUUACCGAAAACACGAUUAUAUGCCAUCUUUUAAAAUAUUAUAAUUACAGUUUACAAAAUUUGGCAUAAGAACGAAAA